This is a messenger RNA of Oryzias melastigma (Indian medaka), 1220 nucleotides long. RefSeq lists its product as uncharacterized. The coding region runs from base 115 to 1146 and encodes 343 amino acids. The record is from RefSeq and is a predicted model, not a curated record. NCBI's taxonomy places the organism in Eukaryota, Metazoa, Chordata, Actinopteri, Beloniformes, Adrianichthyidae. The transcript is spliced from 8 exons. Gene Ontology annotation, cellular component: tRNA-splicing ligase complex.
UCGAACAGUGAAAGCAGGAAGUUCUCACAGUAAACACACUUUAACUCGAACGACUGCUGUCUCACCAUAGACUGUAUAUAAGUCUCACGCAUAUUUUUCUGUAACUUUUCUUCUAUGGAGAGGAGUUUAGAGACCCUUUCUGCAAUUAAAGCUCUGGGAUACCCUGGCAGCUCCUGCCUCUCCGUGUGCAGGUGUGAUGAACUUCCCUGUCCUCUGCUCACAUGGCUGUCUGCUGAGCUCAGGACUGUCUGUCCAGAGCUUAGAGACUCUGAUAACACAGGUGAUGUGUUGCUGGUGGGAGAGCUUCGGGACUUGCUGUCAAACAUACAGUCGCCGCUCGCUGAACUGGCCUCUGAUGUGCUUGACCCCUCCAUCCUUAGCCAUGUCACAGAGUUUCUUGUGUCAGAACUGACAGCAGCUCACAUAAACAAGCAUAAAGAAUUGCAUCCAGAGGAAAAUCCUGAGGAGGAGUCGGCGAAAGAGCAACGAGUGACAAACUACCAACAGUCUUUUCAGGGGUGUGAAGACGAAAAUGCUUCAGAUGCUCAAAUAAAUACGGCGGAAAUGCAGGCUGAGUGGGUAUUAAUACUGCACGCCCUUGGAUUAGAUGCCUCUUCUCCGUUUGAAGAUGUGCAAAAUGAGCUGAAGUCAAGACUCACUCGUAUGCCUGGUGGAGAAAUGACAGCCCCUCUUUUUACCAGCAGUCUCACCUCAGAGCAGUGGAUCCAAGUGAACCAAAUGAAUCAAACUAUGUUGACGGAUUAUCAGUGUCGACGACAGAUGAUGAUCAAAAGAUUUCAGGUUACGCUCGAGUCAUUUGCCUGGGGAGACAAACAGAAGGAACGUCGUGCAGCUCUGUCCUCUGUACCUCCUCUGGCAUCCCUCUCUGAAUCCUCCAAAGUGUCCCUUCCCCUUCUACUGGCUACCAGGCAAGAUCAGUCCAUGAUCAAACCUGUCAAAGCAGGAACAAGCACUACUGUAUACAAGAUGUUGAUGGGCAGUGUGCCGGACCGAGGUGGGCGGCCAGGGGAGAUUGAGCCGCCCAUGCCAAUGUGGGGCGAGCGAAGAACUCAAGGAAACAGAUGGGGAAAGGGAAACAGACAUCAUCAUCAGCCCCAAAAGAAGAAGAAAGGAAAAAAAGAAUAAUUUGCCUCUUUGGUUUUCUUUAAUGUCGAAAUUGAUUAAAUUUCAAUUCUGAUGAAUAUGAGUUAUUCUGAAAA